Messenger RNA from Galeopterus variegatus (Sunda flying lemur), 6152 nucleotides. It is a transcript of the gene CUBN, whose product is annotated as cubilin (intrinsic factor-cobalamin receptor). The transcript is spliced from 36 exons. NCBI's taxonomy places the organism in Eukaryota, Metazoa, Chordata, Mammalia, Dermoptera, Cynocephalidae. The coding region runs from base 38 to 6109 and encodes 2023 amino acids. The record is from RefSeq and is a predicted model, not a curated record.
UGAUGGCUUAACCUCUGCAACUAGUCUCCUUGCCAGUAUGUGUGGAAGACAGCAGCUGACUAACCCCAUCACCUCUUCAGGAAACAGCCUCUUUGUGAGGUUUCAGUCUGGCCCUUCCAGACAGAGCAGGGGCUUUCGAGCUCAGUUCAGGCAAGCCUGUGGAGGCCACAUCCUCACCAGCUCUUUUGAUACUAUUUCCUCUCCAUUGUUCCCUGCCAAGUAUCCAAACAAUCAGAACUGCAGCUGGAUAAUUCAAGCUCAACCUCCUUUCAAUCACAUCACCCUCUCCUUUACUCACUUUGGACUUGAAAGCAGCACAUCGUGUACUCACGACUUUUUAGAAAUUUUGGAUGGCGACGACUAUGACGCACCCCUCCGAGGUCGUUACUGUGGCACCUCCAUGCCCCAUCCCAUCACAUCCUUCAGCACAGCCCUGACACUGAGGUUUGUCUCUGAUUCUUAUGAAAAUUCUCAUGGUUUCCACGCUACAUAUGCCGCAUCAUCAUCAGCUUGUGGUGGUAACUUCCACAUGGCUGAAGGCAUCUUCGACAGCCCUGGCUACCCAGAAGUUUAUCCCCAUAAUGUGGAAUGUGUCUGGAACAUUGUCAGUUCCCCUGGCAACUGGCUCCAGCUGUCUUUCAUAUCUUUCCAGCUGGAGGACUCUCCGAACUGUAGCAAAGACUUUGUGGAGAUCCGGGAAGGAAACGCCACUGGUCACUUGGUGGGACAAUACUGUGGAAACUCUCUUCCUCACAAUUAUUCAUCCAUUGUUGGGCAUAUACUGUGGAUCAGAUUUGUCUCUGAUGGCUCAGGCAGCGGUGUUGGCUUCCAGGCCACAUUUACUAAGAUUUUUGGCAAUGAUAAUAUUGUGGGAACUCAUGGGAAAAUCGCCUCUCCCUUCUGGCCUGGAAAUUACCCCCAUAACUCCAAUUACCAGUGGAUAGUAAAUGUGAAUGUGUCUCAAGUUAUCUAUGGUAGGAUCUUGGAGAUGGAUAUUGAAGCAGCAUAUAACUGCUAUUAUGAUAAAUUAAAGAUUUAUGAUGGAGUUGGCAUUCAUUCCCGUCUGAUUGGAAGUUAUUGUGGUAUCCAGACUGAAUCUUUUAUGUCCACUAGAAAUUCUUUGACAUUUCAGUUUUCUUCUGACUCUUCAAUCACAGGGAAGGGAUUCCUUCUGGAGUGGUUUGCAGUGGAUGCUCCUAUUGGACCUUUACCUACUAUUGCUACAGGUGCUUGUGGUGGGUUUCUGAGGACAGGAGAUGCUCCAGUCUUUCUUUUCUCCCCGGGCUGGCCUGAAGACUACAGUAAUAGGGCUGAGUGUACCUGGCUCAUCCAGGCUCCUGGUUCUACUGUGGAACUCAAUAUCCUUUCCUUGGACAUUGAACCUCACCGAACAUGUGGCUAUGAUAACCUUGUGAUAAGAGAUGGAGACAAUGGCAUGGUCCCACAGCUAGCAGUUCUCUGUGGAAGAGAGGUCCCCGGGCCCAUCCGGUCUACUGGAGAGCACAUGUUCAUCCACUUUACCUCUGACCUCAGUGUGACCGGGGCGGGCUUCAACGCAUCCUUUCACAAGAGCUGUGGUGGAUAUUUGCAUGCAGACAGAGGGAUUAUCACAUCCCCCAAGUAUCCAGAGACCUACAUUCCCAACCUCAACUGCUCUUGGCACGUCCUGGUCCAGAGUGGCCUGACCAUCGCUGUCCAUUUUGAACAACCCUUCGAGAUUCCAAAUGGAGAUUCUUCUUGCAACCAAGGAGAUUACCUGGUGCUAAAAAAUGGACCUGAUAUCUAUUCUCCACCCCUGGCACCCCAUGGAGGAAAUGGUCAUUUUUGUGGCAGUCAUCCUUCGUCAACUCUGUUCACCUCAGAUAAUCAAAUGUUUGUUCAAUUUAUCUCUGAUAAUAGUAAUGGAGGGCAAGGAUUUAAGAUCAAAUAUGAGGCCAAGAGUUUAGCCUGCGGGGGCAAUAUCUACAUCCAUGAUGCAGAUUCUGCUGGAUACGUGACCUCCCCCCACUACCCUGACAAUUACCCCCAGCACACUGAUUGCAUCUGGAUCAUAGCAGCUCCUCCAGGAAGGCUCAUAAGGCUGCAGUUUGAAGAUCAAUUCAAUAUUGAAGCAACACCCAACUGUACUUCCAAUUACCUCGAGUUGCGGAACGGAGUUGAUUCAAAUGCACCAAUACUUUCCAAAUUUUGUGGGAUAUCUUUGCCCAGCAGUCAGUUGUCCUCAAGAGAAGUUAUGUAUUUGAGAUUCCGGUCUGACAACAGCCCCACUCACAUUGGAUUCAAGGCCAAGUAUUCCAUAGCCCAGUGUGGUGGAACAGUAACAGGACAAAGCGGUGUCAUUGAAAGCAUUGGACAUCCAACACAUCCCUAUAGAGACAAUUUAUUCUGCGAGUGGCAUCUCCAGGGUCUCUCAGGACACUAUCUCACCAUCCAUUUUGAAGAUUUUAACCUUCAGAAUUCCUCUGGGUGUGAAAAAGACUUUGUGGAGAUCUGGGAAAACCAUACCUCUGGAAAUUUCUUGGGCAGAUACUGUGGAAACACCCUUCCUGACAGCAUAGACACUUCUAGCAAUGUUGCUUUGGUCAGGUUUGUCACAGAUGACUCUCUUACUGCCUUGGGAUUCAGACUGCGGUUUGAAUCUAGCAUGGAAGAGUGUGGUGGGGAUCUGCAGGGCCCUACAGGAACAUUUUCUUCUCCCAACUACCCAAACCCAAAUCCUCAUGGCCGGAUCUGCGAGUGGAGAAUCACUGUGCAGGAUGGAAGGCAGGUCACCCUAACUUUUAACAACCUGAGGCUGGAAGCUCAUCCAUCCUGUGACAAUGAGCAUGUGACGGUGUUCAAUGGCAUUAGAAGUAACUCACCACAGCUAGAGAAACUGUGUAGUAGUGCGAAUGUAAGCAAUGAGAUAAAAUCUUCAGGAAACACAAUGAAAGUUAUUUUUUUCACUGAUGGAUCCAGGCCAUAUGGAGGCUUCACUGCUGCCUACACAUCUGAUGAAGAUGCAGUAUGUGGCGGGUCCCUUACAAAUGCCCCUGGAGGAAACUUUACUUCUCCUGGCUACAAUGGAAUCAGUAAUUACUCAAGAAACCUAAACUGUGAAUGGACUCUCAACAAUCCAAAUCAGGGAAAUUCAUCCAUUUACAUCCAUUUUGAGGAUUUUUACCUAGAAAGUCACCAAGACUGUCAAUUCGAUGUCCUUGAGUUUCGAGUAGGUGAUGCUGAUGGGCCCCUGAUAUGGAGACUUUGUGGCCCUUCACAGCCUACAAUACCAUUGGUUAUACCUUAUCCUCAGGUCUGGAUACACUUUGUCACCAAUAAAAAUGUAGAACAUGUUGGAUUUCAUGCGGAGUAUUCUUUUACAGAUUGUGGCGGAAUACAGGUGGGCGAGAGUGGAGUGAUUACAAGCCCCAACUAUCCGGACUCUUAUGACAGCUUGACCCACUGUUCUUGGUUGCUGGAAGCCCCACAAGGCCACACCAUCACUCUUAUAUUUAGUGACUUUGAUAUUGAAACCCAUACAACUUGUGCUUGGGACUCUGUCACUGUCAGGAAUGGUGGCUCCCCUGGAUCACCCAUAAUAGGACAAUACUGUGGAAAUUCAAACCCCAGGACAAUCCAGUCUGGUUCCAACCAGCUGGUGGUGAUUUUUAACUCAGACCACUCGGUGCAAAAUGGUGGAUUUUAUGCUACAUGGAGCACACAAACUUUAGGUUGUGGUGGAAUAUUUCAUUCAGAAAAUGGUACAAUCAGAUCCCCUCACUGGCCUCAGAAUUUUCCUGAAAACAGCAGAUGUUCCUGGACAGUCAUUACUCAUGAAAGUAAACACUUAGAGAUCAGCUUUGACAACAACUUCCUAAUCCCCAGUGGUGGUGGACAGUGUCAGAACAGCUUUGUGAAGGUGUGGGCAGGAACUGAGGAGGCUGACAGAGCCCUGUUAGCCAUGGGCUGCGGGAACGUGGCUCCCGGCUCCAUCAUCACGCCCAGCAACGCCUUCACCGCUGUCUUCCAGUCUCAGGAGACGCCAGCUCAGGGCUUCUCUGCAUCUUUUGUAAGCCGAUGUGGAGGUAAUUUCACUAGCCCUACAGGUUACAUCAUUUCUCCAAACUACCCAAAGCAAUAUGACAACAACAUGGAUUGCACCUAUGUCAUAGGGGCUGAUCCCCUGUCUGUGGUCCUCUUGACUUCUGUGUCUUUCCAUUUGGAAGCUCACUCAGCCGUCACAGGAAGCUGUGCCAAUGACGGGGUGCACAUUAUCAGGGGUACCAGCUUCUCUUCCACGCCUAUUGCUACCAUGUGUGGCGAAGAGAUCCUAGCGCCUCUCACCAUCAUGGGCCCAGUGUUGCUUAACUUCUACUCAAAUGCACACAUCACAGACUUGGGAUUCAAGUUUUCCUAUAGGAUAAUAUCCUGUGGUGGUGUGUUCAACUUCUCCAGUGGGUUCAUCAGGAGUCCUGCCUAUUCAUAUACGGACUACCCAAAUGAUAUGCACUGUCUGUAUAACAUCACCGUUAGGGACAACAGAGUGAUCCAGCUCAAGUUCAAUGAUUUUGAUGUGGUUCCCUCUGCCUUCUGCUCCAACGACUACCUGGCAAUUUAUGAUGGUUCUAACAUCAGUGAUCCCCUUCUUGGCAAAUUCUGUGGUUCUAAGCUCCCACCGAAUUUUAAGAGCACCAGUAACAGUAUGCUUUUGGUGUUCAAGACAGAUUCAUUUCAAACAGCAAGAGGAUGGAAGGUAUCUUUCCAGCAGACAUUGGGGCCUCAGCAAGGAUGUGGUGGUUAUCUGACAGGUUCAAAUAAUACGUUUGUCUCUCCUGAUUCUGAUUUGAAUGGAAGAUAUGACAAGAAUCUAAACUGCAUGUGGUUUAUAAUUGCACCUGUAAACACACUCAUUAAACUCACCUUCAAUUCAUUUGCUCUGGAGGCAGCAAGUACUUUGCAAAGAUGCAUUUAUGAUUAUGUAAAGUUAUAUGAUGGAGAUAGUGAAAAUGCCAACUUGGCUGGAACAUUUUGUGGUUCCACCAUACCUGCUCCUUUUGUCUCUUCUGGUAACUUCCUUACGGUUCAUUUUGUCAGUGACCUAACUUUAGAAAGGGAAGGAUUUAAUGCUACAUAUACCACCGUGGACAUGCCUUGUGGUGGAACUUAUAAUGCAACUUGGACUCCACAAAAUAUUUCCUCGCCUAAUUCAUCAAACUCAGAUGUCCCAUUUUUCAUCUGUACUUGGGUCAUUGAAGCGCCUCCACAUCAGCAGGUCGAGAUAACGGUGUGGGCAUUACAGCUGCACUCGCAAAACUGCGCACAGAAUUACCUAGAGUUUCAGGACUCACAGGAGAGUAAUGGAAACCAAAGAAUGCAGUUCUGUAGGGGAAAUGCUUCAGCAGUGCCAGCGUUUUAUUCUUCUACCAGAACUGCAAUUAUCAUUUUCAAAUCUGAAGUUUUAAACAGAAACUCUAGAAUGGGAUUUACCUAUAAGAUUGCAGGUUGCAACAGAGAAUAUAACAAAGGAUUUGGCAAUCUAAAGAGUCCUGGAUGGCCAGAAAAUUAUAGCAAUAACAUGAAUUGCACUAUUGUUCUCACGGCCCCAGAGAACCACUCCAUUUCCCUUUUUUUCCAUUCAUUUGCCAUCGAGGACUCAAGUGAAUGCAGACACGAUUUCUUGGAGGUAAGAAACGGAAGUAAUAGCAGUUCACUAUUACUUGGCAAGUAUUGUGGAACUCUGCUGCCAAAUCCUGUCUUCUCCCAAAAUAAUAAACUAUACCUACGAUUUAAAAGUAAUAGUGCAAUUUCCAGUCGUGGAUAUGAAAUCAUCUGGACCUCAUCACCCUCUGGCUGCGGAGGAACUCUUUAUGGAGACAGCGGCUCGUUCACCAGCCCUGGCUAUCCAGGCACCUACCCAAACAACACUCACUGCGAAUGGGUCCUCACUGCUCCUGCUGGGAGGCCUGUCACUGUCAGCUUUUACUUUAUCAGCAUUGACGAUCCCGGAGACUGUGUCCAGAACUAUCUCAUCCUCUAUGAUGGACCUAAUGCUAAUUCUCCAUUCUCUGGACCAUAUUGUGGAGAAGAGGCCCAAAGAGACCCCAGUAAAGGUGCCACACAUCAGAUGUAGAAGCUGACUAAGUCGUAGAUAUUUAAUUGAUAACAUUUCAAAA